Messenger RNA from Amoebophrya sp. A25, 1616 nucleotides. Lineage: Eukaryota; Dinophyceae; Syndiniales; Amoebophryaceae. The record is from the annotation of a GenBank genome assembly.
AUGAUGGUCAUGAAUUGCGACGAUCCUGCCUUUUUCUCUGCAGUUUUUUGUGUUGAUUCACAAUUAACAUCUCAUCUUCGAGCAGCUUCUGUCGGUGAAGAGAACGAGUUCAUUCGUGGAGCAAAUGAAGGCAGUGAAGACACUUCCGAACUACGAGUGAUGCUGUCGAGAACAAAGGAAGAAAGUCCUCCAAGUCGUCGAGAGGGUGCUGGUUCAAGGAGGAUCUUCCGGACGACGAGGUGGAGGACCAAACUAUCCACCACGGUGUUCACUCAAGUGGUGCAUGAGUGGUACCAGCUUUAUGGCAGUGCGCGGCGUGUUCUUUUGUCUCCCGAGAUUACAUUUGAAGACACCAGCACGUCGUCCUUCAUCUCGGCACCAGCAUCGUCAAAUAACGCAUCAUCUCCAUCAAUUAGUACCCUUGAGGAGUUGUUGAAAUUUCGAAAAACUGCCAAGGACGACUGCAUGGAAGGGUUUAUUAUUACAUUUGAGAGCGGGAGAAUGGCGAAACUGAAGACAGAGAAGUAUUUGCAUUGCCAUUCUUACCGCACUGCAAGAGCUGGAAACCUGUUCAGCGCUCUGAAUAUCUUGAAAGCGAAAUUGAGUGGAUCCUUGGACGACUUAGUGGCUGAGGCCGCACUUCGAGACUCAACAGGGCAGAAAAAGAUGAUGGCGGAUGACGACGAGGGGGGCAGUCGUGGCGAUGAACAAGUCGUAGGGGAUGACGGGGAAGUGAUGUUGGCGUAGAGCAGGAGGUAUUAAAGCUUCUUACUCGAGGUUGGCAUCAAAUUUCUCUCACCAGUCUCAACCGAAGGUGGCUACAACCUGGAUAAGAAGAAGAUAGCGGCUGAGUACAAGUCUCACACGGAGUUUCGAAUGCUGAUAGUACUAUUCUGCAGCUUGGUGGAAAGGGAGUGCAAGUAUUUGAAUGAAAAGUGGAGUGAUGUGGGGAUGGCGGAGAGACAUGGAGUCCUGGAGCAAAAGGCAGACGAUUACGUAACAAGUCAGCUAAUGGGACGAAAGUGGAAUCAGGAAAACAAAAACCUGACUGGAGAACAGGCAGUGCAGAAGUUCUUCGAGGACCUGAGGCAAAAGUACAACGCGAUAUGAGUAGACCCGCACUUCUGAUUUUAUGACUUCCACAAAUCCAGGCAUCUCCCAGACCCAGUUCCAUAAGUAGAACUGUAUCUUCUAUUUAAUUCCAAAGACGACCCAGUUGUACAGGGAAGAUCCCAGGGCCGCGAUUUCGAAUUCAAAACACGAGGUCAAGUGCACAGUCGAUUGCAUCACGAUCGCGAUACGAAUUUCAAUUUGAACAUCCCACUCCUUAUGACUAAAAAUCUUCAUACCCUGGCAAACAUACAAAAAGGAACUGAUCAUGAAAGAACUGUAACUGUUGCGGCCAGGUGGAGAUAUAUGUGGAAAGGAGAUACCAUAAUUAUCUACGUUAUAAAUCAAAACUAAAUUGGAGACCUAUAAAAACAAAGAUGAAGGGCUUUAAGCCUGAGGUAUAUUCAUUAAAGAACAACAACAAAAGCCAACUAAUUUGUCUUCUUAUUUUUACCCUGUGCUGGUGCAGAUUAGCGCUACUAGUAAGUCAGUCACAGGACAGGGGC